Messenger RNA from Haliaeetus leucocephalus (bald eagle), 549 nucleotides. It is a transcript of the gene GCSH, whose product is annotated as glycine cleavage system protein H (aminomethyl carrier). The coding region runs from base 11 to 517 and encodes 168 amino acids. NCBI's taxonomy places the organism in Eukaryota, Metazoa, Chordata, Aves, Accipitriformes, Accipitridae. Gene Ontology annotation, biological process: glycine decarboxylation via glycine cleavage system; protein lipoylation. Gene Ontology annotation, cellular component: mitochondrion; cytoplasm; glycine cleavage complex. The transcript has 5 exons. The record is from RefSeq and is a predicted model, not a curated record.
CCCGGCAAAGAUGGCGUGGCGAGCGCUGCGGCGGGUCGGGCCGGUCCUGGCGCCGCGUUGCCCGCGCUUCUCGCCGCCGCCGCCACUACCACCGCGGGUGCCCGCGGCCCGGAGGUUGGCCACCAGCUCGCUGGUGCUGUCCGCCCGCAAAUUCACAGACAAGCAUGAAUGGAUAUCCGUUGAAAAUGGCAUUGGAACAGUAGGAAUCAGCAAUUUUGCACAGGAAGCAUUAGGAGAUGUUGUUUACUGUAGUCUUCCAGAAAUUGGGACAAAAUUGAGUAAAGAUGAUGAGUUUGGAGCUUUGGAAAGUGUGAAAGCUGCUAGUGAACUCUACUCUCCUCUCUCAGGAGAAGUGACUGACAUUAAUGCUGCCCUUGCAGAUAAUCCAGGGCUUGUCAAUAAAUCUUGUUACCAAGAUGGUUGGCUUAUCAAGAUGACUGUGGAAAACCCUGCUGAACUUGAUGAACUGAUGAAUGAAGAUGCCUAUGAGAAAUACAUAAAAUCCAUUGAGGACUGAGCUGGAAUAAUGAAAUAAAUCCAUAUAAAAUA